CACCUCAGUAAAUUUCCGUAUUCGGCACAGUAAAGACAGAAUAGUGCCAUGGAGCCGCUACGCCCAGCUAAUGAGCAGGAAAUACGGCAACUCAUUCAAAUCUACGAAAGCAACCUUCCCGAGUCUGUGCAAUUUAUGUUAAUCUUGCAAAACAUUUUACGCCUAAAAACAACAGUUCACGGUCCGGAUCUAGACGGGGUCUCGCACAGACUCCGCAAAACCAUCUACGUUCCGAACAAAGACACUUUUUAUCAUUUUGCAACAUUUGUGGCCAUUAGCCGUGAAGAUGACCUAUACGUUAUGGCUCACUCUCUCGAGAAUCCUCCCCUUGAGCUAUCCAGUGCUCUUGAGAACACAACCCUCAUAGACUGGCAUCUGAAGCCUACGUUUAUAAUCGGUGGGGCGAGUAUAAUUCACGAACUAGUUCAUCGGAGGGCCAAGCAAUUUUCCUACACGGUAGAUACUUCACAUUACGUGAAUUAUUGGAUGCCACAAGAAAAAGCGGCCAAUAUCGAGUUUGUUGUCCCGGACGAAGUGCAGUUGAAACGAUUAGAAAAAGAGCAUGGUAGAAUUUUAAACGAAUGGUGGCCCUACCGGUACAAAUCCUCUCAGUGGUACAUCGAAUCAGCCAUCCAACAUCACGGCGGUCUUGGACUGUUUGAUAAAACCUCAGGCGCGCUUGUUGCUUGCGUGUUUAUAAAUGAUCUGGACGGAAUUGCACAUCUCUACACUGUGCCCGACCGUAACAAUAGAGGAUAUGGAAGUACACUAGCGAAAGCAAUCACUCGCCACAUCGCGGUAGAUCGUCAGCAACAUGUACAAACAUUCAUAACACUACAUAACGAAAAAUCCAUUAGGCUGUUUGUAAAAAUUGGAUUCGUCCCGGUUAACGAGAUAUAUUGGCUCACAUUUCAAUGAUAGGUGUAAAAGCUAUCUAGCGAAUGCUCUCUA
This is a messenger RNA of Anopheles stephensi (Asian malaria mosquito), 951 nucleotides long. RefSeq lists its product as uncharacterized. Bases 49 to 918 code for a protein of 289 amino acids. Lineage: Eukaryota; Metazoa; Arthropoda; Insecta; Diptera; Culicidae. The transcript is spliced from 4 exons. The record is from RefSeq and is a predicted model, not a curated record. Gene Ontology annotation, molecular function: acyltransferase activity, transferring groups other than amino-acyl groups.